Messenger RNA from Striga asiatica, 986 nucleotides. The record is from the annotation of a GenBank genome assembly. Lineage: Eukaryota; Viridiplantae; Streptophyta; Magnoliopsida; Lamiales; Orobanchaceae.
GUAAUUUCUUGAAACUUUUCAACACACACACACCAAGAAUCUUUUUUUUACCUUUCUUCUCUUUUUUUCUCUUUCUAAAGAUUAGAAUAAAAAAAAUAAAAAAGAAUAGAUAUAUACUCUGCCCAAUCACAAACCUCAAAACCCAUUUGCCUUCCCACCAUGGACGAACCUUCUUCUUCCUCCUCCUUUUCAGCCUCCGCCGUGCUCAGCCGCAGCCCGGCCAUAGACCGCCACAAUCCCAUCAUCACCGACUCCCGACGAUCCGUCUCAUCGCCCACUCACCCACCGCCACGUGUCCCCAACAAGAACAAGAAGAAAAACAGCAUUAAUGCUACUAAUAACAAACAGAAAACCAUCACACCAAAGGAAAAUACUCCAAAGCCCGAAGAUGAAGAAUCGAACUUGAAAAUCAGUACUGUUUUAAAGAAAAGCACCUGGAAUUGGAAUUUUACCGGGCCCGGCGGCGGGUUUAUAAGCCCACCGGGCUCGACUAGGUACUUGCUGGGCGAAAACGUGUUGUUUGAGAAUUUAUGGGAUUUGGGCCCGGCCCAAAAGGUAUUCCCUGAUGAGCCCAAGAAGGUGAAUGGAAAGUCUGCAUCUUUAGCAGAUUGCUGCAAUGAAAAGGUUGUUGUUCUGAGAGUGUCUUUGCAUUGCAGAGGGUGUGAGAGGAAAAUGAGAAAGCAUUUAUCAAGAAUGGAAGGUGUUAAAUCAUUCGACAUUGAUUUCAUGGCAAAGAAGGUGACCGUGACCGGAAAUAUAACGCCUUUGGAGGUGCUCUCCAGCAUAUCGAAGGUGAAAAACGCGCAACUUUGGUCUCCGAGCUUAUCAUCAUUUUCGUCAUCAUAUCGAAUAUAACGCAUUAGGUUCAUUUUUUUUUUCUUGGUUGUUGUUGCUCUUGNGCCUAGCAUUGAUCUUUUAAUACGUUAGUUAAGAUUAGUUUUAAGAAGAUUUUUGGAUGUUGUUGUGAAGUACUGUGCAAUUGUGAA